Paramecium octaurelia is the source of this 1134-nucleotide messenger RNA. The record is from the annotation of a GenBank genome assembly. Lineage: Eukaryota; Ciliophora; Oligohymenophorea; Peniculida; Parameciidae.
AUUUUUCCAGAUGAAAACAGGCAAUGAGAAUAAUCAAGACCAAGAUUUAGACAUCUAUGGCAUUUCACGAUCCUAUUCUUAAACAAAGUUGCAGAAUCAAAGGAACAAUUCCAAAGAGAAGACUUAAAAAAAUGAGACUGUAUUUUGUUCUGUAAUCUCUAGAUGGAUAAAAUAUAAUUAAUGAAAGAAAAAGAAGAUCUGCAAGGGUCGGUAUAAUUGAAUGAUUUAAAUAUGUUGGGACUCUAAGAUUAUUAUUUGGGAUCUAAUGAUAAUCGUUCGGAAACCAAACCUAAACCAAACUAAGAUAACUCUGAAAGUCCUCGCUUUGAUUUUGAAUAAAAUGAAUAUUUUAACAAUACAUUAGAUCAACUAGGCUUUAAGUUAAAUGAAGUGAUUGGCCACUACCUAAAUGAACUCACUCCUCAACCCAGAUUGUCACUAGAUUCGAUUUCCCUGUAAAAUAGUGAAAAUUUAGAUGAAGAACAAUAACAAUAAAUUCUAGAUUUUGAAUUAAAUGCACUCAGAUAACGGAUUUACAAAGUAAGACUUGUGACUAUAUUUCAAAGCAAAUUGUGGAUAAAAUAAAUCUCUCUGUUAUUUAAUCUGUAAAAUCAUUUGGUUCAUCUUGCUAAUUGAAUUCACAAUCAAAUAUCAUUACAACAGCCUUUUCUAAGGAACUCAUAACUAGUAAUACUCCCAUUUCCUAAAUAUCAUAAAAAUCCCCUCCGAAAUCCUUGUCGAUAUCAUUUUUGGAUAUCCAAUCGCAAUUGCAUUAAAGUAUUCAUUCUAUUCAAUCUAAAACAAACAAAAAAAAUGAAGAUCAACCAAACACACCUACUGAAAGUGAAACCUCCAAAGAUGAAUUGUACAACAAACUUAAAAUUUCAUUAAACUUAAAUUAUUAACAACAGCAAUUUAAUCAUUAACUAAAAGAAGAAUUGUCCAAAUUUGAAGUAUUUAUUUUUAAAGUUAUUUUUAAAGAAAAAGAAUUAAAUUUCAGAACACUCUGAGGAUGCAAAUCAUAAUAAUAUACUGACUGAAAAUUAAAGAUUAAAAGAAGAAAAUGCAAAAAUGAUUGAAUUCAUUUAGAACACAAUUUGUGAUAAAUGCAAAAUAAUACCUAAGAAUUUUUGA